AGGCUCCGCUUCUCCCUUCGCUUCGCCGGGAUCUUAGCCACAGCUGCCCCGGCGGAGGUGGGCGGAGGAGGGCAGCGGCUGUUUUCUGGGAGGAGGGUCACGUGAGGCCUUUCCGUGUUAUAAGAGGAGGCGAACUACCGUGGUUUAGGAACAUCUGUUUUCAAACGUCACCGGGAAGCGCGCUGGGACGGGAUUGCGAAGUGGACUGAGGUAGGACAGGGCGGGGGGUGCUGCCCCGGGUGCUCCGCGGGCGACCCCUGUCCCCGGGUAGCUGGCGGGCGACAGGGGCUGCCUGGGGAGGAGGCGCGGCGCCUCGGGAGAUUUCUUUCCCACCUGAGCUCCCGUGGACUCUGCCGAGCUUCAGGGAGGCGCUGGCAGCGCUCCCGGCGGCGGAGGCGGCAGGUUCUCGAGCCUCCGGAGAGCGGAGGGUCGAGCUACGCUGGGGUUUCUCCACUUUUCUAGCCACCCACUUCUCUCUCCUACCCGGUUGCUUAAGUUUGGACCACCUCACCUGCGCGAGAUUUUCAGAGUGGGACUAAGGUGAUGGUCCUCGGAGCAUCUCCAAGCCAGGGCAAAACUGAAGACGUCCCUAAUGGGUGCAAUUAGGUUUUAUUAAAGCUUGGGUAGGAGUCACUUCUCAGGACGUCGGUGUUUGCGUCAGGUAUCCGAACUGCCAAGGGUAGGGCUAUCCCACAGGCCUUGAGAAGCUUGCGAUUUCAGACUUUUAUUUACUUUUUUUGAGAGGCCAUCAGGCGGAACCAAGCAGCAGUGAAUCAGCAGCUCGAGUUUCUUGAAUCUUUGAUGAUGGGGAAGGUUGCCCAGAGCCACGUGCUGGGUUAAAAAUCUGACUUCAGCAUCUUUCCAAAUCCAGGAGGCGCAUUAGUUUCCUACUUUUCCCACCAGUAAAGUUGUAUAAAUGGAGUUGAGUAAGCGGACCUAUUGUUACGUUAUGUUUAGUCCUGUCAUUUGGUUGGUCUAUAUCCCUAAGGAGAAAAUAUGGAUUGCAUAUUAAUUGUUCUCUAAGCGGUUAGCCUCAGCAGUGUGCAGGUUUGUUGGAAAGGACAAAAGAAGAUGGCAACUCCUUAUGUCCCAGUUCCUAUGCCCAUAGGAAACUCUGCUUCCAGUUUUACAACCAACAGAAACCAAAGAAGUUCUUCUUUUGGCAGUAUCUCAACUAGUUCAAACUCUUCCAAAGGCCAGUUAGAAGACUCAAAUAUGGGUAACUAUAAACAGACAAGUGUGCCUGUUCAAAUGGACAGUACUUCAUCCAUCUAUAGCAGUCCUCUCAUUAGGGCUAAAUUUACAGGUACAGAUUCUUCCGUUGAAUAUUCAACUAGACCGAGAGAAAGUGAAGAACAAAAUCCUGAGACACUGAAUUGGGAAGAUAGACCAUCUACACCCACCAUACUUGGUUAUGAAGUGAUGGAAGAAAGAGCUAAAUUUACUGUGUAUAAAAUACUAGUAAAGAAAACCUCAGAAGAAAGCUGGGUAGUGUUCAGAAGAUACACUGACUUCUCUAGGCUUAAUGACAAAUUAAAGGAGAUGUUUCCAGGGUUUCGAUUAUCACUUCCACCAAAACGCUGGUUUAAAGAUAAUUAUAAUGCUGACUUCUUAGAAGAUAGACAAUUAGGAUUACAAGCUUUUCUUCAAAAUUUAGUAGCUCACAAGGAUAUUGCUAACUGCCUUGCAGUGAGAGAAUUUCUUUGUCUGGAUGAUCCCCCAGGUCCAUUUGAUAGUCUAGAAGAAAGCAGGGCUUUCUGUGAAACUUUAGAAGAAACAAACUACCAUUUACAGAAAGAACUACUUGAGAAACAAAAAGAGGUAGAAUCACUGAAGAAACUGCUCAAUGAGAAGCAACUUCAUAUAGAUACCCUAGAGAACACAAUCAGAACAUUGUCUUUGGAAACUGAAGAAUCACUGCCUGUGUCCGGAACAGAAGGUGGACAGAUCCUAAAGAUGGAGUCCUCUAUACUUGAGGCUGAUCAAAUUAUCUUUGACGGCAAAUCUAGAGUUGAUAAUAUGCCAUGCAUAAGUUUUAGUGAACCUGAAAAUUCUGUAUCAGAUAUAGAAGUUGCAGAAGUGGCAUAUAAUGCUGAAGAAGACUAACACGGUUCAAGCAUUUUCCUCUAUUUUGAAUUUCAGCAAAUUUAGAAUAGAGUGUCAAAUCUUACUUUAAAAAAAAAAGACUGUGAAGCAUUUCCAGAAAAAAACAGGAGUGCACGCGUAUAAAGUUUACAUAAAGAAAAAUUUUUAAGUUAUUGAAAUAGGAAAUAUAUUCCCAGCUGCUUUUGUCUUUUUUCCAGUCUUCGUAUUUAAUACACUAAAAAAAAUCUAGUUAGAAUUCUAUUACCAAGGCCUACAUUCUUCAAUACUGUACAUAAAUUAUUAUGGUGUUUUGCCAAUAUUUUGCUCCAAACUAAUGUGUGUAUGUAUAUGUAUGUAUAUGUUUGUGUGUGUGUGUAUUUUAAUCCUCAGUUAUAUUAGUCAAAUGGAAAUUAAUUGCAUGUUGCUAUCUGGGUGAUAUAUGCUCUUUUGUAUUUCUCAUAUAAUAUAUUUUCAUUAAUAGUUUAAAUUAAUGGCCAACAUAGUAAAGAUAAAGAUAAGAUGAAUUUUAAAGUUGCUCCUUUGGAAUGUUAAUGCUGUUUAAAAGAGGAAGAUGGCUUUCUGAUACCGAGGGAAAACUACUUGAAAGAGCUAUAAUCACAGACUAAAACCUGUGAUUUUAAAAUAGCCUUGAUUUUAAAAGCUAAUUCAUUAAUAUCAAGGUAGUAUAAGUGUCCCACCUUAUUAUUACGUUUUAAUUCUUUAUUUGAGAUAAUCGUUAUCUUAAAUCUUUACCUACAGAAUCAUUGAAUUUGCCUUUCUCAGGACACUACCUCCUUUUAAGGUAAUCAAGGCAUUUUUUUUUUUGGAAAUUAUAUGAGGAUUCUAACCAAAUAAGGAGUUAUAUAAAAAGAAAACAAAAUAAAAAGCCAUUUAUACUGCAAAGUUCCUAAUUAUGUUGACUCCUCUGGCAUUGCAUUUUUAUUUCUAUAUUUGUGAAGGUGUUGCUCUAAUGUAUUGUGGCUGAUUUUCUUUUUAAUAUAUUUAGCCAAGUGAUGCACUUUAUUAUAAUUAAACUCUUUUGUGCCAAGUUUCAUUGGUGAAUUUCUUUAGUCAGUGGAGUCAGGGGGAAGAAAUAUGUAGUGCCUUUACUAUUUCACUUUUUACAAAAGUUCCCUAGGGUCUGUGAUUGAGUCAGCUUUAUGAAAAAAUGUUUUGUGUUUAUUUCAACUUUGCAUUUGGAUAUUGAAAGUGCCUUGUUUCGUUUUCAUAGUAUGAGGUUACUCAUUUAUUUUCUGUUUCUAUUGUUUUACCUAUUACUGUUAAUAUGCAUUGUAACAUGCUAGCAAUUUGAAAAAUUCUGGUUGGUAUAUUGAACUGCAUAUGAUUUCUAAAAAUUAAAGGAAGCUUCUUGGAGAAAUAGAGUAACAAUCUCCAGUUUUUUUUUCUUUUCUUUCUAAAAGUUUAUCAGUAUCUUAAUAUACAUAUUAAGAUAUGGUUGUCUUCAAAUUUGACUGAUGUGGAUCAACACACCCAAGCUGCUGUUAACCUUUGAUCUAAAAAGGAGACUAUUUUUUACCAAAGUACCAAAAAUUUUAAGUCUUUCUCAAAAUACAUUGUUAUGCCCUCAGAACGUUUUCCACAGAGUCUGUUACAAAUGUGUGUACUGUCUUUAGAGACAGAAAUGAAUAUAAUAAACUGGUCCACUUGUUCAUUUUUAAAAUAGUAUAGAACUUACAAAAAGUUUAAAAAGAAUAAUCACUUAAUACCAUUUACAGUCUAGUAAAACAAGAUGUUUGCCAAAUUUCAGAUAUUAGAGUACUACAUGUCUGCUUCAGAGUGAACCAAACACUUUUAAAAUCUGACCUUUCAGAAGAAUGUAUUUGAAGUUUAGGAUAGAGAAGAAUAACUCUGCUAAUUAGGUAUAUCGUUAUUAUUUAUAUUUAGAAUUUACUUUUUUUACUUUCAUAAUACGUUUUAUUCCCAGUGUCACAUUUUUCAUAUAAUAAACUAUUUUUUUUCAGUACAACAGAAGCUAUGUUGUUCAGAUGUUGAAUACUACUUUUCUCCCUCCAAUUUCAUUGUUCUUUUCCUUAUCUCCUACUAUUGUAAAUUUAAUUGUAUUUAAGUGCUGCAUUUCACAGAUGUGGAAUGAGUCUGUGAUAAUCUUCUUAAGUUUACACUUUAUAUUACUGAUCAUUUUAUGUCUUUGUGAGAUACAGUGCACUUCGAAUGUAACCAAUAUUAAUUAAAAAAAGAACAUACUGAAACUGGAAAACACUUUUUUUGGAUGAUCUUUUAAUUUAACCCAAAAUUUAAGUUCACAUAUAGGUAGUACAACCAUGAAACUCGGCAUUUAAAUUUUAAAUACAUAUUUAAUAUGUUUAAAAUGUAUUUUAUCUGUCUACUACACUGAGAUGAGCCUUUUAAAAGCACAUUAAGAAAACUAUAUUCCUCAGAAAAGUGAUCUAUGUAGUCUAGUUCAGUUGUCAGUAAAGGGAACAAUGGUCUAAAUCUAAGAAUAGUUUAUGUCUGUGGUUUUGAAAUGGAUUUUAUUACUUGUGGGAUUAGAGGAGUUUUUAGAUUAUCUUAAAACCAGUUUGUAUUCCCAACUAAUAGAAAAAGGAAUCUAAAUUUUAUCCUCUGGGAAAUCUUCAGAGAGCUACAUAUUUGUUCCAUAUUUUGGCUCUUCAUAGAAUUGCCUUUGCUGCACUGUUACGCUUCUAUGCCAUUGGCUUCUAUUUAGCAAAAAAACAAUCAUCAAAACUUGUGUUUUCAGUAAAUGAGGUUUUAAGGCUGACGGCUACUAGAUCACAUAGUGUUCCCUUUUUGAGGACCCAUGGGAGAAAAUUCUCUUAAGUCUCAGUACAGUAAAUCCUGCUCUUCUCCUAAACAAUUGAUUUGUUUUUAUCUUAGACUCAGUUACUCUUAUAGGUUCUCCUCUUUGUUUUGUUUUUUGUGCAGUUCUAAGCCAAACUUUGGUUCGCCUCCAGCUGCGUAUAGAACCUAUGGGUUAUGCUUUUGUAUAGUAAAAUCAUGAAUUUAUUUUUCUAUCUUUAUUUUCUCUUAAUGCUGAUUUUCUUCCCUAUUUAAUUUAUCCUAU
Choloepus didactylus (southern two-toed sloth) is the source of this 5146-nucleotide messenger RNA. RefSeq names its product sorting nexin 16 (gene SNX16). The coding region runs from base 1072 to 2106 and encodes 344 amino acids. Lineage: Eukaryota; Metazoa; Chordata; Mammalia; Pilosa; Megalonychidae. Gene Ontology annotation, biological process: early endosome to late endosome transport; protein targeting to lysosome; endosome to lysosome transport. The record is from RefSeq and is a predicted model, not a curated record. The transcript has 8 exons. Gene Ontology annotation, molecular function: phosphatidylinositol binding. Gene Ontology annotation, cellular component: late endosome; extrinsic component of endosome membrane; early endosome.